UGAAUAACGAGAGGAGAGCUCCGCUCGCUGAUAAGAGGUUAUCUCCUUAUCCAAUCCUGAUUUCAUCAGUAUCCGCGGUUCAUGCACGUGUAACUUCGAUCGACGUACUCGGAGAGAUGAGAGAAUAUGGCCUGCCUAACAGCGUUACGUCAUCUCAGAAUCGCACUAUCAGGUCUCUAUCAGCUGGUUGUUCUUGUGAAUAGCCAUGGCCUUCUUCAGUCAAGGAGGCCAAAUGCAUUAGCCGGGAAGCCGAAUCGGUGGAUGAGUGAGGUUCUGUUAAUGCAUCCGAACAGCGCGAAAGAUCAAUUGCUAGCGGGAUCGCGGAGUUUUCAGGCAGAAGAUCGACAGGUGGCUUACCCUUCAGCAACAACACGAUCGGCUUCAUCUUCAAGGACAAUCUCGUCUUGGCGAGCUUGUCAGUCGGCAAGCGAAUCGAAUGGAAAAUGUCAUCCGAGAUUCUUAGAAAAAAGGGUCUUUAUUUGUACUAAUUCAUAGGUUAAGUAGAUUCGUGGUCCAGAUGCCGGAGCCCAAGGCUCGGUUUGACCAUCUAAGCGUUCUUUCAUUGCACCAAGCUAUCACAUUAUGACUUUGACGAGCUUCGAGAACAGCGCUAAAGAAAUCCAAGCUCAAAUCGACUGCCAGAAAGUAAACCCG
Messenger RNA from Aspergillus aculeatus ATCC 16872, 654 nucleotides. RefSeq lists its product as uncharacterized. The record is from RefSeq and is a predicted model, not a curated record. The annotation marks the transcript as partial. The transcript has a single exon. NCBI's taxonomy places the organism in Eukaryota, Fungi, Ascomycota, Eurotiomycetes, Eurotiales, Aspergillaceae.